Aedes albopictus (Asian tiger mosquito) is the source of this 2865-nucleotide messenger RNA. RefSeq lists its product as uncharacterized. NCBI's taxonomy places the organism in Eukaryota, Metazoa, Arthropoda, Insecta, Diptera, Culicidae. Gene Ontology annotation, molecular function: nucleic acid binding. The transcript has 3 exons. The record is from RefSeq and is a predicted model, not a curated record. Gene Ontology annotation, biological process: DNA integration. Bases 1 to 2865 code for a protein of 954 amino acids.
AUGCUGCUUGAAACAACCACCAGAAGAGUCGGCGGAGCCUUCGAAACUGGACUGCUGUGGAAGGCGGACAAUACUCGGUUUCCAAGCAGUUACAACAUGGCGUAUCGACGAUUGUGCUCUUUGGAAAGGCGGCUGAAGAAGGAUACGGUGUUGUACGAACGCGUUAGAGAGCAAAUUCGAGAUUACGAGGCGAAACAAUACGCACACAAGGCCACCCACGAGGAACUGAGCACUACCAGCCUCGAUCAGUGCUGGUACCUACCACUGGGAAUAGUUGUGAACCCGAAGAAGCCGAACAAAUUGAGGAUGAUCUGGGACGCGGCAGCAACAGUCGAUGGAGUGUCCCUGAACACUGCUUUGCUGAAAGGGCCAGACUUCUUAGCAUCUCUUCCGGCAGUAAUAGGAAACUUUCGCGUGUUUCGAUACGUUUUGACCGGAGACAUCAAGGAAAUGUUUCAUCGAUUCUUCACACGACCUGAAGAUCGACAAUUCCAGAGAUUGCUGUUCAGGGAGCAGCCACAUCAAGAGCCAGUUACCUACGUAAUGGACGUAGCCAUCUUUGGGGCUGCCUGUUCACCAACUGAAGCCAUCGUGCGCCGUCAUUAUGUGAACGAUUACCUCGAUAGCUUCGGAACCAUCGAGGAAGCGGUAGAGAUUGGUCGUCAAGUGAAGAGUAUACACGCUGAAGGGGGAUUCGAGCUCCGGAAUUUCUUGUCAAACGAUGCAACGAUAGCAGCACGGGUUGGAGAUGAAUCGCAGGAGGCGGAAAAAAGCAUCAGCGUGGAAAAGGAUGAUCGGAUUGAAUCCGUCCUAGGAAUGAAGUGGAUUCCAAGUAGCGACACCUUCACAUUCACUGUUUGCCUCCGUGAUAAUCUGCGACACGUUCUUGAAGAGUCACACGUUCCUACGAAACGAGAAGUCUUACGCACCGUAAUGAGUUUCUUCGACCCGAUGGGACUCAUAUCGUUUUUCGUGAUCCACGGGCGCAUCUUGAUGCAGGAUAUCUGGGCAACAGGAAUCGGCUGGGAUGAUCUGAUCGAUGGAAAGAGUUGGUUGCAGUGGAAGAAGUGGAUCGAGCUGAUUUCGGAAUUGAGCACUCUUCGAAUCCCACGUUGCUACUUCGAAGGCGCCACAGAAGAGAGUUAUUGCAAGUUGCAGAUCCAUGUAUUCGUUGAUGCGAGCCAAUCAGCCUAUGCAUGUGCAGUGUAUUUCCGAGUUGAAACACCAGAAGGUCCGGCGGUUAGCCUUGUAAUGGCAAAAUCCAAAGUAGCUCCGUUGAAGGUGUUGACGAUUCCAAGACUCGAAUUGCAAGCUGCCGUCCUUGGAACCCGUCUGCUCAAUAAUGUGAUCACCAUGCACGCACUCAAGGCAACGAAGCGCGUAUUAUGGACUGACUCAAAUACAGUUCUUGCCUGGAUACGAUCAGAUCAGCGGCGGUAUCACCAAUACGUUGGAUUUAGGAUCGGUGAAAUUCUAUCGAUGACGGAUGUCGACGAAUGGAGGAAGGUGCCAACGAAAGAGAAUGUAGCUGACGACGCAACGAAGUGGGGAAACGGACCGGCUGUUCGCUCCGGAAAUCGGUGGUUUCAAGGACCGGAAUUUCUUCGACAAUCCGAGGACAAUUGGCCAGGUGGUAGUGAACUGAUCGAACCCACGCAGGAGGAACUAGUGGCGUUGAACGUUCAUGAUGAAGCAAUGGAGCCAGCGCUAGUAGACGUAAAUAGAUUCAGUAAGUGGGAAAAGCUGCACCGUUCAAUGGCUUACGUGCAUAGAUUCGUUCAGAACAUCCAACGAUCUAGACAAAACGAGGCACGAUUGAUAGGGUUAUUGACGCAAGAGGAGUUGCGUAGCGCCGAGAAAUCGCUGUGGAUUCAAGCACAAAUGGAGUGCUUUACGUUGGAAUCUCAAAUGCUGCAUAAGUCAAAGGGAAAACCCGAAGCAGUUCAUGUCACAUUACCAAAAUCAAGCACGUUACACAAGCUAUUGCCGUUCAUGGAUGAAACUGGCGUAAUACGGGCAAGGAGCCGUCUUGGUUAUGCUGACUGGAUCCCUUCUCACAUCAAGUACCCGACGAUCGUCAACGAGAUGCGGCAACUCUACGAGAUCCAGAAACUACGAUCAGUUGUGUUCAAGGUAUCGCAAGAUUGUCUACCAUGUAAGAUACGUCGAGCGGCUGCUCGCCCGCCCCCUAUGGCGCCGCUGCCCAAAGUGCGAGUUACUCCUUAUAUAAGGCCGUUUACCUUUGUUGGAGUUGACUUCUUCGGUCCGGUGCUGGUGAAAGUUGGACGAAGCGUUGUUAAGCGGUGGGUGUCUCUAUUCACCUGUUUGACAAUACGAGCUGUGCAUCUCGAGGUUGUACACAGCCUGUCGAAGGAGUCCUGUGUAAUGGCGGUUAGAAGGUUCGUGUCACGACGAGGAGCACCGUCAGAGAUCUUCAGUGAUAAUGGCACGAACUUCGUCGGUGCGAGCAAUCAGCUGAAGCAGGAAAUGGAUGAUUUGAAUCAACAUUUGGCGUCAACGUUCACCAACACCACAACUCGGUGGUCGUUCAACCCACCAGGAGCUCCUCACAUGGGAGGAGUGUGGGAGCGUAUGGUCCGCUCAGUGAAGGUGGCUUUAGGCGGUAUUCUUGAAGCGCAGCGACGACCAGACGACGAAAUUUUGGAGACGGUUGUCAUCGAAGCGGAAGUAAUGAUAAAUUCGCGGCCACUGACGUAUAUUCCGCUGGAAUCGGACGCACAGGAGUUUCUAACGCCGAAUCACUUCCUGUUGGGGAGUUCAACUGGAGUGAAGCAACAGACUGUACUACCAACGGACUACCAAGCAACGCUGCUGAACGGAUGGAAGUUUGUGCAGCACUUGUAG